Messenger RNA from Nilaparvata lugens (brown planthopper), 768 nucleotides. RefSeq names its product 60S ribosomal protein L21-like (gene RpL21). Gene Ontology annotation, molecular function: structural constituent of ribosome. NCBI's taxonomy places the organism in Eukaryota, Metazoa, Arthropoda, Insecta, Hemiptera, Delphacidae. The transcript has 5 exons. The coding region runs from base 242 to 721 and encodes 159 amino acids. The record is from RefSeq and is a predicted model, not a curated record. Gene Ontology annotation, biological process: translation. Gene Ontology annotation, cellular component: ribosome; cytosolic large ribosomal subunit.
AAAUUUGACUAAUAACAAAUAUAUAGAUGAUCCAAUGAUAAAAAUAAGUUUUAAUAAUCAAGAGUAGUUUUAUUUUCUAGUGAUUUUUAUUUUUCAAGAAGAUAAAUUGAAUAUUUUUCCAAACAUUGUUAGCCUUCACGUUGGAAGGUUGGUGGUAGUGGCGUCUGAAAUCCUUCCGCUUCUUUCAUUUUAUUGAAGUUUUUGGUUGCACGUCGAGUACUGUGUACGUGUUGCAGCAAAAAUGACCAACUCAAAGGGUUACCGUCGUGGAACAAGGGACUUGUUCUCUCGCAAGUUCCGAAGACAUGGAGUUAUCCCACUGUCUACGUACAUGAAAGUGUACAAAGUUAAUGAUAUUGUCGACAUCAAAGGAAACGGUGCCGUACAAAAGGGUAUGCCCUACAAAGUCUAUCAUGGCAAGACUGGAAGAGUUUUCAAUGUCACCAAGCACGCCCUCGGAGUCAUUGUCAACAAGAGGGUUCGUGGAAGAAUCAUCCCCAAGAGGAUUAACAUCAGAAUUGAGCAUGUUACCCACUCGAAGUGCCGAGAGGACUUCAUGAAGCGAGUCAAGGAGAACGACAGGCUCAGGAAGGAGGCCAAGGAGAAGAAGAUCACCAUCAGGCUUAAGAGACAGCCUGCCGGACCCCGACCAGCGCAUUUAGUGCAAGUGAAAGAAGAGCCAAUCAUGCUGGCACCUAUACCCUAUGAAUUCGUCGCGUAAAUCGUGUCUGUUCUAUAAGUUUAUUAAAAAAUUCUAAAAUCAAAAAA